Messenger RNA from Bursaphelenchus xylophilus (pine wood nematode), 633 nucleotides. Lineage: Eukaryota; Metazoa; Nematoda; Chromadorea; Rhabditida; Aphelenchoididae. The record is from the annotation of a GenBank genome assembly.
AUGGUGGAAUCAUCUACCAAGUGGAUUUGGCAAAAGGAUUUGGAAAAAAGGCUCAAAAAACGGAAAAUACGGUGAGUUUUGGGGGUUUUUGCGGGUUUUUUGAACUUUUUGGGAAGUUUAAUGCAAAAUACAGAUGAACUGGGUCAAUUUGAUAUGUGUUUUGUCGGAAUUUUUGGGUUGAUGGAUGAAAUUGGGAGUUUACAAAAAGUUUUGUUCCGGAGGGAUCGAACCUGCGACCUUUGGAGUGGUAGUCGUAAGUCACUACCAAUAUACUAAAUUGACACUGGUGGCGUUUUGGCUGGAAAUCGUGGGAAAUUGAUUUUUUGGAUGAAAUUAUGGGGAAAUAAGUGGUGUUUGAUGCUAAUUAACAUACGUAGAGAUAAAAAAGAUGUAAAUUUUCAUGUAGCACUGUAAUUUUCGGUUUUCAGGGUACAAAAACACGUCCGAGAUGUCGCCCUCCCCAUCAUGACCAAUAUCAUCCAGCCGAUUUACGAUGGACGGCGAACGAGCAUCAAGGACACUACCUCCAAUCCAACCAUGCCAAAUCCCCGAGCGAAUUCGAUUAUUUCUUCGAAAAAACAUAAUUUUUUUUGGAUAUUUUCUUUCAAUUCUCGGAAUUACAGUAAAUUGUAA